CGAUAACUGCGACCAGUCGAAGAAGCAGUCAACAAAACAAAUCUUAAUUUUAGUUUAGGAAUAAAUGAAUUGCUGACUAAAUCAGCUGGAAGAAAUGGCGCAAACGCAAGCACCAGCCGCCAAGCGCAUGAAGCUGGAGAAGAAGCCGGCGAAUCCCGUGGAGGAGGAUGAGACGCCCUCUGUGUUCAAUCCGAAGUACAGGGUGUGUCCCUACUUGGACACUAUCAACCGGAACCUGCUGGAUUUUGACUUCGAGAAGCUGUGCUCCAUUUCGCUGACGCGGAUCAAUGUUUAUGCGUGCCUGGUGUGCGGCAAGUACUUCCAGGGGCGUGGCACCAACACCCACGCCUACACGCACUCCGUGGGUGAGGCGCAUCACGUGUUUCUCAAUCUGCACACGCUGCGAUUCUACUGCCUGCCGGAUAACUACGAGAUCAUCGACUCCUCGCUGGACGACAUCAAAUACGUGCUGAAUCCAACGUUCACGCGCCAGGAGAUCAGCAAGUUGGAUCAGUUGCAGCCGAAGCAUUCGCGAACCGUGGACGGUGUUCUGUACUUACCCGGCGUCGUGGGUCUGAACAACAUCAAAGCCAACGACUAUUGUAAUGUGGUGCUGCAUGCACUCUCCCACGUCGGUCCACUUCGGGAUUACUUUCUGCGGGAGCAAAGCUAUGCGCAUGUCAAGCGGCCACCUGGGGAUUCCAUGUUCACGCUGGUGCAACGUUUCGGCGAGCUAAUGCGUAAGAUGUGGAAUCCGCGGAACUUUAAGUCGCACGUAUCGCCGCACGAAAUGCUCCAAGCUGUGGUGCUUUGGUCCAGCAAGCGUUUCCAGAUCACGGAACAAGGCGAUCCCAUAGACUUUCUGUCCUGGUUCCUCAAUACCCUCCACCGAGCCCUCAAGGGCAACAAACAGCCGAAUUCUUCUAUCCUCUACAAGAUCUUUCUCGGCGAGAUGAAGAUCUAUACGCGCAAGAUACCUCCUGUUGAGUUGGAUGACGCGGCCAAGGCGCAACUGCUGGCCACCGAGGAGUACAAGGACCAGGUGGAGCACACAAACUUCAUCUACCUCACCUGCGAUCUACCGCCGCCGCCGCUGUUCACCGACGAGUUCCGUGAGAACAUCAUACCGCAGGUGAACUUGUAUCAGCUGCUGGGCAAGUUCAAUGGCUCCGCCGAAAAGGAGUACAAAACCUACAAGGACAACUUUAUGAAGCGCUUCGAGAUCACCCGCCUGCCGCAGUUCAUCAUUCUGUACAUCAAGCGGUUCACCAAGAACACGUUCUUCCUGGAGAAGAAUCCCACCAUCGUGAACUUCCCCAUCAAAAACGUGGACUUUGGGGACAUUCUGGGCAUGCGGCAGCGCGACAAGGAUGUAAAGGAUACAAAGUACAAUCUGGUGGCCAAUAUUGUGCACGACGGCGAUCCCAAGAAGGGCACCUAUCGUGCCCACAUCCUGCACAAGGCCAACGGGCAGUGGUACGAGAUGCAGGACCUGCAUGUCACCGAGAUCCUGCCGCAGAUGAUCACGCUCACCGAGUCGUACAUUCAAAUCUACGAGCGCUGUGCGGACUCCUCGUGAUCCACCUGACUUUUAGUUACUCCUAGCUGUAUUUCGGUUAACAAACUCCAUGAUCCAAAAGUAAAAUAUGCUGUAGUCGAGUAUAGAGACUAUGAGUGGCCCUUGAAUAGGAGAAAUAUA
Molecule: messenger RNA, 1699 nt
Organism: Drosophila teissieri
Lineage: Eukaryota; Metazoa; Arthropoda; Insecta; Diptera; Drosophilidae
Gene: Usp39
Product: U4/U6.U5 tri-snRNP-associated protein 2
Exons: 4
Coding region: 95-1579 (494 amino acids)
Biological process (GO): spliceosomal complex assembly; protein deubiquitination; mRNA processing
Molecular function (GO): zinc ion binding; cysteine-type deubiquitinase activity
Source: RefSeq, a predicted model, not a curated record